CCCCAGCAGCUCGCGCAGUCGUGUUCAAAACAACUGAGGAAGUAGCGAGAAGCUACAUGGCUAACGAAAACUAAUUGCUGCGGUUAAUAAAGCGUUUGUGGUGGGAUGAUUUAGGUGAAAUGCAGUUACGUUGGUCCUUAACUCACAGCCUUCGCUCAGGUUUCAUUUGCAGUAAGAGGAAAUGAGCCGAUAUAUGCUCACUUCUUAGCUAACAGGCUAACGAUCAGCUGUUGUUUUUGUCGGGAAGGUACAAGUCAAACUGCAUAGUAUUACCAAACCAGUUCUCCGCAUUGGCCAUUAAAAAACGGAACUGUUCAGUUAGUUAAUGGCGACAUGUAAAACUGUACCACCCUGACAGACUUAUUAGCGAUUAGGCGUCAACGCCGUGAGGGAUUGAUAUAUCAGAGGGGUGUGUGAUUAAAUUAAAACAAUUGCUUCAAGAUGCACGACGCGUAUGAGCCAGUACCUAUUCUGGAAAAGCUUCCUCUUCAGAUUGACUGCCUUGCGGCCUGGGAGGACUGGCUGCUUGUAGGAACAAAACCAGGCCAUCUCCUUCUGUAUCGAAUUAAAAAGGAUGCAGGCAGCAACCGGUUUGAGGUGACACUGGAAAAAUCCAAUAAGAACUUCUCAAAGAAGAUUCAGCAGCUGUAUGUUGUCUCACAGUACAAAAUCCUUGUCAGUCUCCUGGAGAACAACAUCCACGUCCAUGACCUUCUGACUUUCCAGCAGAUCACUGUGGUGUCCAAAGCCAAAGGGGCCACACUUUUUGCAUGUGACCUGCAGCAAACCAGCUCGGGGGAGGAACGACUCAGAAUGUGUGUUGCAGUGAAAAAGAAACUCCAGCUGUAUUACUGGAAGGACAGAGAGUUUCAUGAGCUGCAGGGGGACUUUGGUGCACCAGAUAUUCCAAAAUCCAUGGCUUGGUGUGAAAACUCCAUAUGUGUUGGUUUCAAGAGGGACUAUUACCUCAUUCGGAUGGAUGGCCGUGGCUCCAUCAAGGAGCUCUUCCCCACUGGGAAGCAGUUAGAGCCUCUGGUUGCCCCACUGGCAGAUGGGAAGGUGGCUGUUGGGCAGGAUGACCUAACCGUGGUGCUUAAUGAAGAGGGAGUUUGCACCCAGAAGUGUGCCCUGAACUGGACAGAUAUCCCUAUAGCCAUGGAACACCAGCCUCCCUACAUCAUAGCAGUUCUUCCUCGAUACGUGGAGAUACGGACCUUUGAGCCAAGGCUGUUGGUGCAGAGCGUGGAGCUGCAGAGACCUCGCUUCAUCUCCUCAGCAGGGCCAAAUAUCGUGUAUGUUGCCAGCAACCACUUUGUGUGGCGCCUGGUGCCCGUGUCAAUAGCCAGCCAGAUCCGUCAGCUUCUACAGGACAAGCAGUUUGAGCUGGCUCUUCAGCUGGCGAAGAUGAAGGAUGACUCGGAUGGUGAUAAGAAGCAGCAGAUACAUCACAUCCAGAAUUUAUAUGCCUUUAAUCUGUUUUGCCAGAAGAGAUUUGAUGAUUCAAUGCAGGUGUUUGCCAAACUCGGCACAGAUCCCACACACGUGAUUGGACUUUAUCCAGAUUUGCUCCCAGGUGAUUACCGCAAACAACUGCACUACCCCAACCCUCUGCCUGCUCUGUCAGGGGCAGAGCUGGAAAAGGCGCAUCUUGCACUUAUUGAUUAUCUCACACAGAAACGGAGCCACCUUGUGAAACAGCUGAAUGACUCCGACCCUUCUACGACGUCUCCGCUCAUGGAGGGCACACCAACCAUUAAAAGCCGCAAAAAACUCCUGCAGAUCAUUGAUACCACCUUGCUGAAAUGUUACCUUCAUACGAAUGUGGCCCUUGUGUCCCCCCUCCUUCGUUUGGAGAACAAUCAUUGCCACAUCGAGGAGAGCGAGUAUGUCCUGAAGAAGGCUCACAAGUACAGUGAGCUUAUCAUUCUCUAUGAAAAGAAGGGCCUGCACCAGAAAGCUCUGCAGGUGCUGCUUGACCAGUCCACCAAGGCCAAUUCUCCACUGAAGGGCCACGAGCGAACAGUGCAGUACCUCCAAAGACUCGGAGCGGAGAAUCUGGGCAUAAUCUUUGAGUUUUCUCCCUGGGUGCUUAAGACCUGUCCUGACGAUGGCCUGAAGAUCUUUACAGAAGACCUUACAGAGGUGGAGUCUUUGCCCAGAGACCAGGUGCUGCAGUUCCUAAAAGAUGGCUUUAAGGAGCUCGCCAUCCCGUAUUUAGAACACAUCAUUUACGUGUGGGAAGAGAAGGGUCCAGAGUUUCACAACGUGCUAAUCCAGCUCUACCUGGGCAGGGUUCAAGUCCUCAUGAAGGAGUACCUCAAGACACUGCCUAAAGGGACUCCAGCUGCUCCUGCAGGGAAAGAGGACGGUGAACUGGGAGAGUUCAGAAACAAGCUGCUGACUUUCCUGGAUAUUUCUACAUGCUACGAACCUGCCAGACUCAUCAGUGACUUCCCCUUUGAUGGCCUGCUGGAGGAACGGGCUCUGCUUCUAGGUCGUAUGGGUAAACAUGAGCAGGCCCUCUUCAUCUAUGUACACGUCCUGAAAGACACCCGCAUGGCUGAAGAGUACUGUCAUGGACAUUACAACAGUUCAGUCGAAGGAAACAAAGAUGUUUAUCUUUCUCUGCUGCGAAUGUACCUGUCACCUCCUGACGUCCACUGCCUGGGGCCCAUUAAGAUGGAGCUAUCUGAGCCUCAGGCCAACCUCCAGGCAGCCCUGCAGGUCCUGGAGCUGCACCACAGCAAGCUCAACACCACCAAGGCCAUCAAUUUGCUCCCAGCAAACACUCAGAUCCGAGAGAUCCGGGUUUUCCUGGAGAGCGUCCUGGAGGAGAAGGCUCAGAGGAAGCGCUGCAACCAGGUGCUGAAAAGUCUACUGCAAGCCGAAUUCCUCAGGGUGCAGGAGGAGCGGAUCUUCCACCAGCAGGUUAAAUGUGUCAUUACAGAAGAGAAGACCUGCAGAGUCUGCAAGAAGAAAAUAGGAAACAGUGCAUUUGCCAGGUAUCCCAAUGGUGUGGUGGUGCAUUACUUCUGCUGCAAAGAUCGCAACAUUUGCCCCACUGAGCAGUAACAUCCUCUUCUCAAUAGAAAUAAUAAAUUGCCCUCCUUUCUUCCCAUGGACUUCACUCCUUGGACAUCUAUGACCUAGAAAUACACGUGGUAGUUGGAGAUGUUUAGAAUAGGACGCCUUUGUCCAAAGCACCCCAGAGGAUUUUGCUUGCAGAUGCUUUUUAACCUGAGUUGACCUUUUCGUUGUCCUGCUCAAACACAGAGCAGAACGGGAGCUCAGAUGAGCAGAAGAAGCUCCUGCAACUUUCUCUCUCUGUGCAUGGAGUAGCAGUAGGAAUGUCCAGGGUCAUUCAACAGAUGGGGAGAGAGAAACAGAGCGAGGGAGGUAGACGCUGACAUUUGAAAAGCAUGUGUCGCUGUAAUGCUAGAAGGGAUUCACAGCUCUACAGUACAUGUUCCCUCUGAGGAAAAAAGGACGCUAUUGACAACUAUAACAGAAGUUGUGCAUGCACUCACCAGGAGAUGAUUACAAGCCUGGUUUACGCUGUCUCCUUUCCCUCCUGUUACACUGUGUAGGCCUCAAACACUGCUUGAUAUGCCAUAUAAACUCUGCAGGAGUGCCGACGAACACCUUCUGUGACUCUGAAGAUUGUACUUGCGGUGAAGUCAGAUGUCUCUCAUGACUUGUUAGCAAGUGAUGGUACUUACAAAAACAGCUUUACAGCACGUUUGUCGUUUUUCUGUGCAAUCAUCUGUUGCGGCUAACAUCAUUGAUAGUUGCGUUCUUUUUACGGUUUAAUUAUUAUUGCUCUAUUCACUCUUUACUGUUUUAAUGCCUCAUUUGUCUCUGUUGUGUUCUUUGUCUUCUUUAUGAAGUGAAAUAAAUUUUUUAAUGUAAACCUUGUAACUUUUGAACAACACUCACAUUUUCUCUCUUCUGACCCUCCUGCUUAACUUCAUUUUGCACCUAUCAGCCACAGCAUUAAAACCACCUGCCUUAUAUUGUCUAAGUCUCCUUUGUGCUGCUCUGACCCUUUGGGUCCUCUGGGUUACAGGGUGCAGCCCACAUGGACUGGGCUGGGUCUGUACCUUCAGCUGUCCUUGAGUUUGUCCCGCUGUCCUGAAGAAGGAAGCCAUUGCUGUCAGGGUGUGCCAUUGCCACUGGAGAUGAUAAAUUAUGUGAAGUGUAUAGUCUUGAUCCUGGCAGAAGUUUUGAUGAUGUGGUUGGUUCAGUGAGGAAAAAUUUAAUUACAGCUCUAUUUAAAAAUUGGUCAUUAUAGUUGGUUUUUUUUCCAAGAAAACUUUAAAAACUGCUUUUCUUCCUUUUGUCAUACAUGAAAUUUAAUAUAUUUGGGUUUCUUAAAGGCUUUCUUUGCUAUUUUGUAGGCUAAUUGAUGUAAAUAUUACAUUUAUUGAUUCAUUCUCUUCACUCUGACAUGAGUACUACAACAAUAUUAUGUUAAAGUGUCUGGUUGGUGUCCACCUGGGAGGUAUUUCAAAAAGCAGGGCUCCCCCGGUUUAUUAUUAAUAAAGUUAAAGCAAUGGAUGUAUGGUUUUUGUUUGGUUUUUUUUCCCCUUGGUCUACAUUGACGGUGACACUGUUGUCAAUGACUUGAAGAGCAAAAGUGAUCUUUCUUGUAAUUUGUAGCAUUUUCUGCAUCCCUUCUUCCUUGAAAUGCCCUCUUCUGAUUUUAGAGGUUUGCACACAUUCUCUGAGACUGUUUCAGAUGUAUGUUUGUCUUAUUAUUUUUGUGGAAAUAUUUGUACCACUGUGUGUUUACUGUAUAAAGACUGAGAGGAUCGAU
Archocentrus centrarchus (flier cichlid) is the source of this 4816-nucleotide messenger RNA. It is a transcript of the gene vps39, whose product is annotated as VPS39 subunit of HOPS complex. The record is from RefSeq and is a predicted model, not a curated record. NCBI's taxonomy places the organism in Eukaryota, Metazoa, Chordata, Actinopteri, Cichliformes, Cichlidae. Gene Ontology annotation, cellular component: membrane; cytoplasm. Gene Ontology annotation, molecular function: protein binding. Gene Ontology annotation, biological process: endosomal vesicle fusion; intracellular protein transport; autophagy. The transcript has 24 exons. Bases 442 to 3072 code for a protein of 876 amino acids.